Molecule: messenger RNA, 588 nt
Organism: Lycium ferocissimum
Lineage: Eukaryota; Viridiplantae; Streptophyta; Magnoliopsida; Solanales; Solanaceae
Exons: 2
Coding region: 1-588 (195 amino acids)
Source: RefSeq, a predicted model, not a curated record
AUGAUCAUUAAUAGUGGGAGUUGUGCCAAUGUUGCUAGUACCACCCUUGUUGAUUUCUUGAAACUUCCCACCAACCGUCAUAAAAACCCUUACAAACUUCAAUGGCUCAAUGAAUGUGGUGAAUUAAAGGUGACUCGGCAAGCUAUCAUCAAAUUCACGGUUGGGAAGUAUCACGAUGAGGUGUUAUGUGAUGUUGUGCCUAUGCAAGCGUGUCAUCUUCUACUUGGCCGACCAUGGCAAUAUGAUAGGUCCGUCAACCAUAAUGGGAGAACUAACCAAUACACCGUUGUCCACAAUGGUGUCAAACAUGUCUUGAAUCCCAUGACCCCCUCCCAAGUGGGUGAGAUCUAUAACAAAAUGAGGGAGUUGAAGGAGAAAGGUCAUAGUACAUUGCAAAAGAAGAAUGUGGGAAAAGGAGUAGAGGAGAGUAGUUCUCAAGAGGAAUUUGAUGAUGUGUUCCCAACGGAACUCCCAAAGGGGUUACUACCCUUGAGGGGAAUUGAACACCAAAUUGACUUUGUCCCGGGGUCUCAAUUGCCAAACAAACCGGCUUAUAGAGCCAACCCGAAUUACACUAAGGAGCUUUAA